AUGAAAGCCAUCAGUAAAUUUCAAGGAUGUAUUCGACAAGUUGAGCACCUCAAUCCAAGCGGUGCUUCUGAACUUGAUAUUAUUAAACGUGCUAGGAUCAUAUUUGCAGAAGAUCCAGAAGAGAAAAGAGGAUUUCUAUUUGAUCAUGUUUGGCCGAUUUUGAAGGAUUCAGGGAAAUGGGCAAAUAUAAGCGUCAUGUCUUCUGCAUCUUCCAAAACUUCAAAGUCUCGCUUAUCUCAAGGAUCUGAUUCAAGCUCUCCUAUCAUCGACUUAAAUGAAGACAAUGAGGAAUAUACUCCUAAUGACGACGACCAUUCGCCAAUCAACAUUUCAACUAAUCGACCUAUUGGAGGGAAGAAAGAGAAGUUGAGAAGACGACAAGAAAUUGAAAGGAACCUUAACUUUGAAGCUUUUGCUAAAGGAAACCAAGAAAUCUUAGAAGUUUUAAAAAGAGGUCAAGAACAACGAGAAAAUGAAAGAAUGACGAUGAACCAGGCUAUGAUGUUAAAGGCUAAAAAUGAUAAGAAAAAGUUAGAUCUUCAGCAAGAACGACAAGAGAAAGAAAUUAUGCUAGUUGAUCUGGAAAAAUGA
This is a messenger RNA of Asparagus officinalis (garden asparagus), 591 nucleotides long. RefSeq lists its product as uncharacterized. The transcript has 2 exons. The record is from RefSeq and is a predicted model, not a curated record. Lineage: Eukaryota; Viridiplantae; Streptophyta; Magnoliopsida; Asparagales; Asparagaceae. The coding region runs from base 1 to 591 and encodes 196 amino acids.